AUGAACGAGGACUGCUCGAGCGGCCAGCACUUCUUAGUGGGCGAACCGACGUACUCGUACGGGUCGAGCACGCGGAGAUUACCGAGGAGGAUCGUCUUGGUUCGACACGGGGAGUCGUUCGGGAACGUGGACGAGAGCGAGUACACGAGGACGCCGGAUUCGCAGGUUCGGUUGACGGCGACGGGGCACAACCAGGCGGAGACCACGGGACGGCGCCUGAGAGAUAUGAUGGAUGAGACCGGGGAGGAUUACAAGCUGUUCUUUUAUCUGUCGCCGUAUCGUCGAUCGAAGGAGACUGCGAUCGGGAUCGCGAAAGCUUUCGAUGGGAGGAGAAUCUUGGGCGUCAGAGAGGAGCCGCAGUUGCGCGAGCAAGACUUUGGAAACUUUCAAGAUUACGAAGCGAAGCAGGCGGAGAAGCGUGAGCGGCAUCGGUUCGGGAGAUUCUUUUAUCGAUUUCCUAACGGCGAGAGUGGGGCCGACGUAUACGACCGGAUCACAAUGUUCUCGGACCAUAUGGUGCGCGAUAUCGACGCCGGGCGAUUUCCUGAAGAUACGAACAUGAUCCUGUGCACGCACGGUCUCACGCUCAGGCUUUUCCUCAUGCGAUGGUUCCACUGGACCGUCGCGGAGUACGAACGCAUCGCGAAUCCAUCGAACUCGCAGCCGAUCAUUUUGGAGAGACGAGACGAUAUAACUAUCGAGCAGUCGAUGCACACAAAGGAGUGCUACGUGCUCUCGAAAGAGUCCAUGGAGGGCUUGGUCGGGUGCUCAGAGGAGAUGUGCACGAUGAUAUUACCCGAAGAAUGUUGGACAAGAGCGUUGCAGCUCGGACCUGACGUAAAUCACAGUCUUUUACCCCCGCCCGACGUUCCGAAGCCCGAACGAUACGCGGAGGAACCGUAA
Ostreococcus tauri is the source of this 903-nucleotide messenger RNA. Its product is annotated as Phosphoglycerate/bisphosphoglycerate mutase,active site. NCBI's taxonomy places the organism in Eukaryota, Viridiplantae, Chlorophyta, Mamiellophyceae, Mamiellales, Bathycoccaceae. The transcript has a single exon. The record is from RefSeq and is a predicted model, not a curated record. Bases 1 to 903 code for a protein of 300 amino acids. Gene Ontology annotation, molecular function: phosphatase activity.